Molecule: messenger RNA, 2984 nt
Organism: Salvia miltiorrhiza (redroot sage)
Lineage: Eukaryota; Viridiplantae; Streptophyta; Magnoliopsida; Lamiales; Lamiaceae
Product: EIN3-binding F-box protein 1-like
Exons: 2
Coding region: 384-2375 (663 amino acids)
Biological process (GO): SCF-dependent proteasomal ubiquitin-dependent protein catabolic process
Cellular component (GO): SCF ubiquitin ligase complex
Molecular function (GO): protein binding
Source: RefSeq, a predicted model, not a curated record
GGAAAAAGUUUGGUUCAUUGCAUCAUUCCAUGUAACCCUCUCUCUCUAGAAAAGGAAAGCCCAAAUUUAAUAAAGAGAGAGAGAAAAUAGACCCCACCACUUGAAACAAAAGAUAUGCAUAUGAUAUAACAAUACACACACUAGUAUUACUUGUGCACAUUUACACCCUCACUUUCUCUCUCUUGUUCCUCUUUUUGCCCUGUUCUACAGGGUUUCUUCCAUGCUCUCCUUUCUUUGAUUCUUUUUUUUUUUCUUCCUCUCCCUCUCAUGCAUUCAGUUCUUCUCUUGGCCCUAUUGAUUGCGUUUUUCUUGCUUGAUCUGCUCGUUUUUGCUCUCACCAGAGGGUUUUUUGGGUCUGGAUUUGAGGUUUCCACGCCUUUCACAUGUCAGAAGUCUUCGAUUUCAGUGAUGUUGGCGCUUUUCGCCCCGGUUUUCUCCCGAAUCCGAAGGACUCGAGUCUGUUUUUGUCCCCUGCUAGCCUUGUGGAUCUGUAUGUUUUGCCUCGCAAAAGAUCUCGUGUCUGCGCCCCAUUUGUUGUCUCUCAGGAAGCAAAGCCAAAGCCAUCGAUUGAAGUUCUUCCUGAUGAGUGCCUCUUCGAGGUUUUCAGACGUCUUCCUGGAGGCAAGCAGAGGAGUGCUUGUGCCUGUGUGUCGAAGCGCUGGCUCAUGCUUUUGAGUAGCAUUACAAGGGACGAGAUAUGCGCUCCUCAAGUCGCUCAAUCUGCCCAGCUCGAGACCCAGUCUAAACCUCAGGAGUCAGAUGGUUCUUUUGAGGUUAAGGGGAAGUGUGAAUUUGAUGGUGUGGAUGGAAUUAGGUCCGAUGAAGAAAAAUCUAAUGGAUUUCUCUCUAGAUGCUUGGAGGGGAAAAAGGCAACGGAUGUGAGACUUGCUUCCAUAGCUGUUGGGACUGCAAGCCGUGGAGGUCUGGGAAAGCUUUCCAUCCGAGGAAGUGCUUCUACUCGUGGGCUGACAGAUCUUGGUCUGAAGGCCAUAUCCCGCGGUUCCCCCUCUUUAAGAACUGUUUCCCUUUGGAACCUAUCUUCGAUUUCUGAUGAAGGAUUGAGUGACUUGGCAAAUGGGUGUCGUUCUAUUGAGAAAAUCGACUUCUGCAAUUGCCCUGCGAUUACUGACAAAGGUCUAACUGCAAUUGCAAUGAACUGCCCGAAUCUGAUGUCAGUUACGGUGGAAUCUUGCUCAAACAUUGGUAACGAGAGUCUACAAGCUUUGGGCCGCUUCUGCCCCAAUCUCAAGUGCGUGACUAUUAAAAACUGCCCACUUGUUGGUGACCAGGGAAUCGCCGGUCUAUUUACAUCAGCUGGUCACAUCCUGACGAAAGCAAAACUCGAGUCACUCAACAUUACGGAUGUAUCCCUUGCUGUUAUCGGACACUAUGGGAGAGAAAUGACUGAUAUUUCACUCACUGACCUACAAAAUGUGAACGAGAGGGGUUUCUGGGUGAUGGGUAAGGGUCAAGGUCUGCAAAAGGUGAGAUCUUUAUCGAUAACUUCUUGCCCGGGAGCCUCUGAUUUAGGGCUUGAAGCUGUGAGUCAAGGUUGCCCCAAUCUCAAAAUGUUUGCCCUCAGAAAAUGCCUCCGGGUUUCUGACAAUGGAGUCGUCUCCUUUGCCAAAGGUGCUGCUGAUUCACUUGAAAGCCUUCAAAUAGAGGAGUGCCACGUGAUCACACAACGUGGCUUCUUUGGUAUCCUUGCAAACUGCGGUGAGAAAUUGAAGGCUCUUGCAGUGGCGAACUGCUUGGGGAUUCGAGACUUGAACUUUGGAUUCCCGUUGACAUCUUGUUGCGACUCCCUCAGAUCACUGACCAUCCGCAACUGCCCUGGAUUUGGCGAUUCCAGCUUGAGCUUGUUGGGUAGAAUCUGCCGCAAACUGACUCAUGUCGAUCUUAGUGGACUCGAGAGUAUAACAGAUGCUGGCAUCGUACCCCUCGUCCAGAGCUCCGAGGCCGGUCUAGUGAAGGUCAAUCUGAGUAAAUGUGUCAACCUAUCGGACAGUUCCGUCUCAGCCAUUGCAAAGAUUCACGGGGAAACUCUCGAGCUCUUGAACCUUGAUGGCUGCAGACGCAUCACUGACACGAGCUUGGUGGAAAUCGCUAGGAACUGCCUGUCACUCGGUGAACUGGAUGUUUCCCACUCCGGGAUAACAGAUUAUGGAGUAACAGCCUUGGCAGCGGCCGAGCAGAUGAAUUUGCAGAUAUUUUCUGUUGUGGGCUGCUCUUUGAUAUCCGACAAGAGCCUGCCUUGUCUGCUCGCUUUGGGCAAGACGCUGGUGGGGCUGAACAUCCAGCGCUGCCGUGGAAUCAGCUUUGGCGCCACCAGCAUUCUCCUCGAUCAACUGUGGAGGUGCGACAUACUCUAUUAAGCUGAAGCAUCAAACCUUGAUGAUAAGGUUCAUCUCUUACUUAGUAAAAGCUUUUAAGUAUAGCAGUGUCCGUCGUUUUUGGGUCCGUUGGGAGGUGUUGAAAAUCGUUACAGUCCACAAGUCUCGCCUUUUUUUCCAGCCAAGGUAGCCCGGUGCUACGUUUUUGCAGCUUUCUUGAUACCAAGAAAGCUGUUUGCAGGAUGGCUUCGUCUCUAUUGACCGGAGCCAUCCUUUUUAAGUACCCUACGCUCGGCUGAGAACUCUGCAGCAGUGGACUAUCGAUGGUUUUGAUGAUCCUUCCAACGGUCGUAUCUUAAUUUAGUGUGGAUGCAUAUAUGUGUGAUGGAGUGGCUGUUUUAGGGUUGCUGCUUUUGGCAGUUGUCGUUUGUUGCGUUGCUUCCCGGGGCUUUGGCCGUGGCAGCGAGUUUUUUGCUGCCACGACGACCUCUUUUUGUCGUUUUUUGUUUUCCAAAGCCCCGGUUUUGCAGGUUUCUCCUGUGUUGAGCUGUCUCGUGCAACCUUCUUGUUAAUGUAACGCUCCGAGCUCUGUUUUCGUCUCGUUUUUAUGUUGAUGAAUAAAAGCCUCUACGGCAGUGUGUUUGUGGAAAA